CCCUCUCGUCCUCACCCUCCAUCGCCCGGAAGAGGAAAGCGUCAGCCGACAGCGACCAGGGUCUUACCAUGCUCGUACCGCACUACGGUGGUCGCCGAGACAGACCCUGAACCACUUCGCCACGUAGUGGCCCCCAACGAUCGAAUCGCCCUUGUCCUUCACAGCGAGAAAGUUAGGCACGUCUGCCGGUCGCAUCCAUGUCUGCGUUGGAUCUCACUGGCUCUACUCUGGCUGCAAAGCCCCUCGGUUAAAGAUGUCUACAUGCACGAGCGUCGCCUUACGUCUCUCCACCGUUCAGCCGGUCAAGGGUUCUUGACGUGUAGACGAGACGUCUUGUACGAGGACUCGUGAUAGCGCUAAUCGGGGCUCUCUGCAAUCGGAACGAGCUGAAGCGACCUCCUCGGUUCUCGAGGUCUUCGUGAAUCCAAUUGGAAAGGGGGUUGUCCCGGGUUUCGAGAGCGUCAAGAUGAAACUUGUUUUGCGCGAUCAACGAUUUCAACAAGGACAAUUCUUUCUUGGAGCCGACAAAGCGCUGCUCGGUCCUACGCACAGUGCUGGCCUGUUCACGGAAGGCCGCGAAGAGAUCAUGCGUUCCAAUGAGGGCUACUGACCCUCCCACCAACGCUCCAUCCGCGGCUGCCCUCUCCUGUCCUAUGUCUCCAGAAAUUUUACUUUCGAAGUCUCAGUGGGGGUUGCAUUGUAUCCUGGCACUAAUUGAAUCAGUGGCUGAGAGUCAUGGACUUGCCUGCGAGCGUGAUGGUGUGUUGCCUAUUGGGACGUCCGUAACCCUCGUCUUCCUUCGCCACGACCUGCCCCCUUCCGCAAACGGGCCAUAUCACCCGACCGGGCCAGGAUCUAUUAGGGCCGUCGCGGCCCCUCCGAAUACUCUCCACUUGACCUCACUGAGACCUGAGGACUUCAGAGUUCGGAAGCAUCAGCCUGCUUCCAUGGACGGUCUGUCGCUCGAUUGGCCUCUACUUCUGUCUCGCCCCGCCCUGGACGAGGUCAUGGUCUCAGGGGUUGAGGGAAUGAUUUCGUCGCUCCAUCUUCCAGCUGGCCAGGGUUACGCGGUUUCUACAGACACAGGCAGACAGGAGCUACUCCCAAUUAGACGGGCUGAAAGAAGCUAUUGUGGAUCACCAUCACUCCAUACUCGACGCAUGUGUCUACAACUCUCACAAUCUAAUGUCAAGGGCGCGACCCAAAGCACGCCGAGCACAUUCGGGCUUUCUGUACGGUCUCCGGUUUCAGCAACUUCAGCUUCAGCCUAUAUGUAGGAGGCCAAGUUACGGAAGCCGCAGAGUUAAAUAAACCGAGGGAACAGCAAAGCCAACCACGACAGUGACAACGACAGUGAUCUAUUGGACGCGUGAUCGCGACUUCCGUGCCGGUGGUUGUCAGGCUGCAACGAGGGCCAGAUGACCAUUUUCCUUUUCGACCUCGCCAUUCGUCAAGUUUUACCCACAAAUCUCUGGCUACGACAACCCUGGCCAUGUUUCGAUCUACAUGACCUUCGCCUGUUUAGGAAAUAUCAACGAAACCGCGCUCGGCCAGACUCAUGAUCAUGUCAAUCAUUCGAGGAUCCGAAGAUGCCCACAGGUGUCGGGUUGUACAGCCUCUCGGCGUGACCGUCUCGCUCUAUGGUGAGUUACGUCCUUGCAUGCUGGGAUCCCGAUACUUUUCUGUCACCGCAGUUUGCCUGUGUGACAGAUCGCCUCGGCGGUGGGUGAUCGGUUGAUUCAAGAGAGUGUGGCCGCGUACUAUCUAGCCGAAGCGUUCGGGGCAAUUUGCAGCCGUCGGACCCGUGAACACGCCGUCAAGGUACGCGUACACCGCCCAGGAAAAUCUGAUGGAGGCGAUGUCACGAUUUGUGACUCCUUCAGGGAUGAUCCUGCAAGAGCAUUACGACAGGGGUGAGAUUUCAGUUCUCCUACUUGGCCGUCCGGAAAGGGUACCAUCCUUCCCAGAGUAGUCGUGGGAUUUGGAAUCUCUUCCUCAGUCCGCAUGGGAGCAAUACAGCCCCUUACACUGUCCAAUACUCCUGAUUCCUAAUCAGUCCUCGUGCCUAUAUCACGCAAGCCAUCCCAAUUUCUCCUGCGACGACCUUAUCAACUUUGGCAGUCUUCCAUCCGUUCAGGACAAUAUCUCUGUGCACCAUACUCUGCGUGCGUUUUCAACAUGGACAGCAUCAUCUUCGAGGACCCUUCCAAACCUCGGAUACGCUCUAAGCAGCACGCUCGUGCAGUGCCAGCCAGCUUUGUUACCUCCUUGGGCCAAGAAUGCAUUCAAGAAGUCGAGCCACAGGCUGUGACACCAGUUCCAAACACUGGGCUGCACGAACACUCUCACACAUGCGACGAAGGCCGUUCUGAGCCGCGAAGCUUACUAGAUCAGGCCUCGAAGGCUCCACUCUACCAUCUAUGCCGCAGCCCUCUGCACGACGUCAAUACUGAUGACGGGCGGAUUUUGGAAGAUAUUUCCCUCCACGACGACUUCUCCCUCGCCCAGAUUGAUGAAAACGGCCUGGGUGAAAGUCUCGACGGCGAUUUGGAAAGUCUCUUUUCCGGUGUUCCGCCAGAUUUGGAUUUUUUCAAAACGACUGGGUCGGAUGAACAUUCUGAUGGUCAAGCCCAGAGCUUCCCUUCACGGAGCGCUAAGACCUGCAACGUUAGCAUUUCGUCACCAAGCGGCGUCAAUUUGGUCCGCUCCGAAACUCCUGGCCUGCGGACGUACUCUGACGCCAUUGACCUCACGGUAGAGUCAAACUGCCCUCAGCCGAAGCCGACAGCGGCAUCGUCUCCGCAGCAAUGCUUCCCGCCAUCCUCGCGUCACAAAUCCCGGAUCGCGGUGGAGAUUCCGACUCGUCAUCCCUCAUCGGCCACACAACGGAAUCUUCCCCCCGCUCAGUCUGCAGACGUUAUGGCAACACCGAAGGGAACCAGACGACGGACGGUAUCUCCGCCACCUGACGAGCGCGUUAAACGUGGCCGAAAACGACGACAUAGGAGUGAAGCUGAUUUUGACUCCUCGGUUUCUCGUCGAAUGCGUGUGGACGUGGUCACCAACAAAACGCCGACCCUCGUUCAUCGAACGCUUGAUGAAGACUCUGCCUCGAGUUCCCGCGGAAGGGAAGUUCAGCUUCACAAGUCAGGCUUUGAGCUCGGAGCUUCUACUGGAGCGGGGGUCCAUAACUCCGCCCACGGUUCAGACAGUGAGCAGACUCUCGUUGAUCGUGACGCGGAUUCAGACUACGAGGGUAUGACUGGACCUGAUUUUACCUUAAUCGAGCCCUCCCCAAGUCCAGCCACGCGGUUAAAAAUCGACAAGCCCAUGGAUAGCCACGGCGAGCAGAAGCAGGAGCAGCACCAUGAUGGGUUGAGAAUUAUGAGCGUCCAACCUGUGACAGCUACUGAUGCUGCCUUUAUGACCGCCGUUAUCGACAGUCCGGCGGACCUACAGGACUUCUUCCACUCACCUGCGGCUUGGGCCGUCGAAUGCGGUGUCCACCCAGACAACCUGGCCAAUAUCGUUUUCAAGCCACUGACUGACGGUUGCUGGCUCCUCACAGCCACGAUAUCCCGACCUGCUAGCAAUAUGGAUGAUCCGAGACGAGACCGGGCUAGGAGGAGACAGAGAUGGUCACCCGAUCAAGACAUAAGCAGCGACUUUUGCCUAAGCGAAUAUCAAACGCUGUCCCGGCCGACGAAGCGCGGCCAUUGGACGGUAGAUGAGGAUAACAACUUGACGGAGUGGCGGCGCCUGGGAAAAUCGUGGUCGUGGAUCUUUGAUCAAUUUCCCGAACGCUCCGAAGCUGCGGUGCGAUCGCGUUGGUUCGUGGUUCUAGCACCACCAGCAAAAUCCAGCUAAAAAUCCAGGCCCAAGACUCGUAGACAGGUUCUUCACGGAAGAGUAUGUAUGUUCACCAGACUCUGCGAAUGGUCAUGCAUUUCCACCCGUAAAAAAA
Messenger RNA from Exophiala oligosperma, 3964 nucleotides. RefSeq lists its product as uncharacterized. Bases 2179 to 3867 code for a protein of 562 amino acids. Lineage: Eukaryota; Fungi; Ascomycota; Eurotiomycetes; Chaetothyriales; Herpotrichiellaceae. The transcript has 2 exons. The record is from RefSeq and is a predicted model, not a curated record.